This is a messenger RNA of Drechmeria coniospora, 1434 nucleotides long. RefSeq lists its product as uncharacterized. The record is from RefSeq and is a predicted model, not a curated record. Gene Ontology annotation, molecular function: RNA polymerase II transcription regulatory region sequence-specific DNA binding; DNA-binding transcription factor activity, RNA polymerase II-specific. The coding region runs from base 1 to 1434 and encodes 477 amino acids. Gene Ontology annotation, biological process: regulation of transcription by RNA polymerase II. NCBI's taxonomy places the organism in Eukaryota, Fungi, Ascomycota, Sordariomycetes, Hypocreales, Ophiocordycipitaceae. The transcript is spliced from 4 exons. Gene Ontology annotation, cellular component: nucleus.
AUGAAGCAAGACAACGUCCAUUACGAGUGCGGCACCUGUUGCAAGUCGUUUCCGGCUGGCCGACAGGCCCGGGAUCGCCAUUGCCGCGACAAGGGCCAUUCGCCGCCGUGCUCGAGCGACGGCGGCGACUGGGGAUAUUUCAGCAUCCAGCACGGCGGCGACUGGGGAUAUUUCAUCGAGCCGGCGUUGGAGGAAUCCGUCGACGAUGCCGACGACUCGCAGGAGGGUGACUUUGAAUGCACCUGGUGCGGGGGCAGUUGGUGGACGAUGGGGGACUGCAUCCGUCACGAGCACGCGGUGCAUUGCUUCUGUCGACGGUGCGAUCGCUUCUUCCGGAACCAAAACUGCCUCAAGAUGCAUCUGCAGUCCCGCGCCCACGUCGGUCGCGCCGUCGAAUGUCCAUUCUGCCACGACCACUUCACCACGGCCGGCGGGCUCUGCCACCACGUCGAGUCCGGUUCCUGCUCCGUCGCCGACCACCUGAACCGGCGUCGACUGCACAAGGUCGUCCAAUCCGUGGACCCGAACGGGUGGGUGUCGAAGGAUGCGCACCCAAGGUCGGGCCCGUACGAGCGCGAGCCCGACGAGCGGGCGUGGAACGGCGACGAGUACGAAUGCCACAUCUGCCACGCCGAGUUUGGCAGGCUGUCCAGCCUCAGCCAGCACCUGAGCUCGCCCGUCCACCAGCAACCGCUCUACCACUGCCCAGCAGGCAGCUGCGGCGCGGACUUCAAGUCGCUCGGCGCACUCGUCAGUCACCUCGAGAGCGAGUCGUGUGGAGCCGCGAGGUCGGAGGACGUGCAGCGGGGCAUCGGCGACCUCGAACGGACGCUCGCGGAACGGCACAAACGUCGUUGCCUCGGACGACAUGUUUCGUCGAAACCGCCCUCCGAGACGGCGCCCGCGUUUGCUUCUCGACGAGACGUGACAGCGCGGAUCGAACAGGGCGCAUCCCGCACGACCCUUGGGAGGAGCGGGCCGGACAAUGGGACGAACAAGGCGGUGCACCCGCGCGUGCCGACGAGCACGGGAUACGCAGACAAACGAACGACGUCGCGCUGCGGCCGGUUUGAUGUUGAAGACGCAAACGCUCGCACCGGUAGCCUGCAUCCAGGGGCGUCGACACCACGGUGCAUGAGACGUGGUUCAUUUUCCCCCCGACGACGUCGUCCUGCGGUUGGCCCGUGGUUGGCCAGCGAUCGGCCCUACGCUGGGCUGCCGUUGACCCCCGUCGUUGUUAGCCUGUUUCGCCUUCAGAGGGGAGGGGGCAUCCCCCUGCGUCGAGGCUGCGAACGAGGCAACGCCGCCGCGUCCCGUCCGGGUCGGCGCACGCGAAUGGCCAUUCUUUGGGGCUCUGGAAUUUCGUGUGCCGCCGCCGUCGCCGUCGUCACCCAAGUGCCGGCGGCCGAAGCUGCGCAGAGGCCGCCGGCGUAG